Molecule: messenger RNA, 2581 nt
Organism: Candoia aspera
Lineage: Eukaryota; Metazoa; Chordata; Lepidosauria; Squamata; Candoiidae
Gene: RFK
Product: riboflavin kinase
Exons: 4
Coding region: 99-782 (227 amino acids)
Biological process (GO): riboflavin biosynthetic process; FMN biosynthetic process
Cellular component (GO): mitochondrion
Molecular function (GO): riboflavin kinase activity
Source: RefSeq, a predicted model, not a curated record
CAGCAACCUUCGUAGCAGGGGGGGAGCCGGGCGUGCUAGAAUGUUCCUGCGUGCCUUUCUUCUUCCUCCUCCACCCGCUUCUCCUGUGACGCAAAACAAUGUCCCACCUCUUCCGCACCGGCAGUUCGGUUGCUCAAUUGUGCGCGGUGCGGUGCGUCUCCGCCGGGACGAAACGCGGCGGGAGCGUUGUGCGCCGGCCGGGUAGUCACGCUUCUCGUCUUCUGGACCGGCGCGUGCUCCCGGGGACCAAGCCUUGGGCCGCCGCCUCUGCCUUUCGCCCCGUGCUGGCUCUCCCCUUUAGCUCCGUCGCCAUGAAGAACCUGCCGUACUUCUGCCGUGGAGAGGUGGUGCGAGGCUUCGGGCGCGGCUCCAAGGAGCUGGGCAUCCGCACAGCUAACUUUUCUGAAGAAGUGGUUGACAGCUUCCCAUCUGAUAUCUCUACUGGCAUAUACUAUGGAUGGGGUUGUGUUGGAACUGGAGAUGUGCAUAAAAUGGUUUUGAGUAUAGGUUGGAAUCCAUACUACAAGAACAUUAAGAAAUCAGUGGAAACGCACAUUAUUCAUACCUUCAAAGAAGACUUUUAUGGAGAAAUACUCAGCAUAAUCAUUGUCGGUUAUAUAAGAGCAGAACAGAACUUCGAUUCUUUAGAUGCACUUAUAGCUGCUAUUCAACAUGAUAUUGAAGAAGCUAAAAAUCUUCUAGAUUUGCCAGAAUACCAGAAAUUUAAAGAUGACAACUUCUUUCACACAGUAAAUCUUAACAAUAUGACUAAUGGUCAUUAAAUAAUGCCCUUUAUUUUCACUGUAGUUAUUUAAAUUGUACUGAUCUUAGCAGUUGUCCUUUUUAAUAGAAAAGGCUGCCCCAUUCUUUAGGAUUGUUAUUCUGUUAGCAUUAAAUUAAAAUUGUUAGUGAAAUGACUCUAAAAGUAACACUAUUAUUGUUUUUUUGUUUUCUUUCAAAAAAGGUCAGUGUAACUUGACAAAUAGAAAUGUGCAAUCUGUUAUGUGCAAAUGAUUACUAUUAACUCAUCCAAGGGCAGACAAAAGUGUGUUCCCUAAAUGUUUCUAAAUAUUUCUAAUAAUAGUUAUUUAAUUAAUUAAAAAAUGCCCAUAUUUUUGUAGUGAAAGAUUUCCAAUGGAAAAGUAGAAAUUGUAUCAGUAAUUUUACUGCCUGAACAGUUGUCCUAGAUGCUUUUAAUUGUUCAUUGAAACAUUAAUUGGAUCCAUUUGAAGUAUUUUUAAUCCCUUUAAAGUGGGAUUUAAGCCCUCUAUGACUGAAUUAUGCUAUUGAUUUCAGUGGGAAUAAAGCGUAACUUAAUUUCUUCUAUCUUCAACUGAGAAUUUCUAGAUAUUUCUAGAGCUUGUUUAUUUCACUGUUUUAUAGUACAGUAUAGUAUAAAAAGCCUUGAUCUUAUGAGAGGCAUUUGAACCUGGAACAAAGUUUUAUUUUCACAAAAGCUACUUUGCUUUUGAUGUAACUUUGCUGUUACAAAACAGCUUUUCAUUUGAUUAAAUGGUCCUUUAAUUUGCAUGGAAAACAUAUGAGCGCGCACACACACACAAAGUUGCUUGUUAUUCGUGGUAGUUAAGUCAUGAAUGCUUAUUUACCGAAUGUUGAACCAUUGCUGCUAGGGGAAAUAUAGGGCACUUGUUUACAGGAUGGAAGCUGAAACAACAGAGUCACCUUGCUCAGCUUCUGCUGGGAACAUGCAUGUCAGGUGACUCAAAUUUUUCAUUGCUCUGAGCGUGACUGCAAAACUGCCACCAGUAUUGAUUUGGAGGUUACAAAUAAAUUUUAGUGAGUAGGCAAAUUUGCAAAUAUGGAAUCCACGAAUAAUGAGGCUGGACUAUAGUGUUUGUGUGUGUGAGUGUGUUUGUGUAUGGCAUACCUGCUGCUAUGAAGUAUGUGUGUAUAUAUGCAUAUACACCAGUCAGAAUGUAACUUGCAUUCCUAACAUGUUCCUGCAGUUGAAACUUUUAUGGUAUCUAUCCAAAUAUUGUAGAGGGGAUUUGCUUGUCCCAAGACAACAUUUAUAUGCUUGGGAAAACAAAACACCAAAAGCUUAUUACCAAAUUAUGUUUUAUUCUGCUUAUAAAUUUCGUUUAAAUACAAGUUUUUAUGUGAAAUAAAACAAAAAUUCUUUUAAUUAAUUGUUAAUUGGAUUGAUGAAUAUGGUUACUGGAAAUGGAAUGUGCAUUUAAUUCAAAAGCCUAGUUUGGGAAUGUGUACACUGUGUGUAUGGAGGAUGAAGAGGACAGUGGAAAAUUCAGUUGAUUGCACUUCUACGAUUUUCCAAAUGGGCAAAUGGCUACAAGCUUCUAGGGACUUGUAGAACAUUUGAGUCUAUGUACCUGUAUAUACUCAUAUUGAAGAUACGUAAAUAAAUGCGUCGGGGGGAAAGGCCACCCCCAAUCCAUGUUCACUGCAUGAGCAUUGUAAGUUGGAAGUCUUGUGUCUCUCGUUUAAGAUGGUACCCCAGAUUGUUCAUUUGCAAAGAAUCCUGAAUUCUUCCUUUUUUCAUCAUUCAAAUAUUUAUUAUUUCAUAUUUUACAUUACAAUUGAACUUAAAAGCUUGACUCCC